AGAAGCGGAGCAUCAAUGGUCGCCCGCAAAUUCCAGGUGCUCCACAAUGAUUCCAACUAUGAUCUUGAGUACGACACGGAUGAUGGCUUCGAAGUUUUUCAAUUCCAACUCUUCUCUCUCACUUUUGUUCCUCCCGACCAACAGAAGAUUUAUGUUGAUGAAGAUGAUACCCUAGUCGCCACUGACUCCGAUCUCCUUGCCAUUUCCGACAAACUCCGACUAAUCUCCAUCGAAGACGAACCUCAGCCCCAAUCGAACACUGAUCAAUCAUUGCAGUCUUUAUCCGAUGAGAAACUCGCUAAGCUCUUGCAGGAGGAGGAGGAAGCUCUCAUGUUGCAGCAGUUCAUGGCUCAUGGAGAUCCUCAAGAAUUUGAGCACCGAAUACGCCCUUACGUUAAACAAGUUCUUAUGUAUGAGGAUGCAGUGCGCCAGGAGGCUGCUCGGAAGACUGUUCCGAUGGAAGAGCUUGAGGAGAAAGCCUUGGUCUCUUUGGCCAAGGAGGGUAAUUUUAAUCCUUCAAAAAUAGAACGAGAUCAUGCUUUCCUGCUGCAGCUGCUUUUCUGGUUCAAGAAAUCCUUCAGCUGGGUGAAUGCACCAGCUUGUCAGGAUUGUGGCAACACAACUGUGGGCCAGGGUAUGACUGCUCCAGAUCCUUCCGAAACUUGUUUUGGAGCUUCCCGGGUUGAACUUUACCGCUGCACUCAUUGUUCCCAACUGACCCGAUUUCCUCGGUACAAUGAUCCAAUUAAGCUUGUGGAAACAAGAAAAGGUCGCUGUGGGGAAUGGGCAAAUUGCUUUACGCACUAUUGUCGAUCUUUUGGUUAUGAGUCACGCUUGAUUGUGGACCUUACGGAUCAUGCUUGGACAGAGUGCUUCUCUCACUUUUUGGGAAGAUGGAUGCAUCUUGACCCAUGUGAAGGAAUCUAUGACAAGCCAUUGUUAUAUGAAAAAGGGUGGAAUAAGAAAUUAAAUUAUGUUAUUGCUGUAGCGAAAGAUGGAACUUAUGAUGUCACCAAACGUUACACCAGGAAGUGGCAUGAGGUCCUAUCUCGACGUAUCAUGCUUACAGAGUCUUCUUUGUCAUCAAUACUCACUGUUAUAACAAAAGAGUGCCGAAGAGGCUUUGCACCUCAGCAACUUUCAAUGAUUGAAGCCCGCGAUAAGGAGGAAAACCAAGAAAUUGAGAGGAGUGUUCAUACUGAAGAUGAUGAGUCACUCUCAUUACCUGGAAGGAGAAGUGGGGAUGAAGAAUGGCGUAAAUCCAGAUUAGAAAUGGGUUCUGAUAAGGAUGGUAUAUUGAGUACGUCUGCUUGCCCAGUGCGUUUGUGCAUAGAUGAGCAUGUGACAAGAAUUUAUAAUGGAUUUCGCCCUGUCCUUCAUCAGUUUGUUGAGGAAGAACUAACAAAGUCUGAAGCUGUCAAAGUACUUGGGAUUAUUAAAGGAAUUAUCUUGGAUAUUUGUAAUUCACCUUUUAAAACAAGAAGGACCUCCAUUGAUUCAGUUCUAAAAGACCCAAAGUGGCAGAAACGUUUGCCAUCUUUUGAUGACCUACUUGAAGCUCUUUCACUGAAGAAACAGAAUACAGAUGGGAGGGUUGAAAUCUGCUUGGCAGGUAACCCUGUCUUAACUUCUUUAGCACUGCCCGUUGUGCUAAAUGCACUGGAUGACAUGAUGUACAAUCUUAACAAGUGUGAUAGCUAUGGGAAAGAUUCAAUUACCUUGCCCCUUCUUAAGUUAAACAGAAUACACUCUGGUUCAGUCAUUGCAAGUGCAGAAGAGUUGCCCUUUGGGAUUGCAACGUCAGCAUUUGAUGGAACUUGGAUAUCAAAAUGGGAAGAGCCAAAUGGUGCAAGAGGUGGUUGGAUUAUGUAUAAAACAUCUGGUAACAAGAUGUUUGAGCUUGCGGCAUAUGAGUUUAUGUCAGCCAAUGAUGCACCAGAAAGAGAUCCAAUGGACUGGGUUCUUGAAGGGAGCAACGACAAGGGAAUAAGCUGGCGAGUUUUGGAUAACCAAACCUCUCAGUUCUUUGAAGAGCGUUUCCAGCGGAGGACAUUCUUGAUCAGCUCAGAAAGUUUUCCAGCCAAUUUGUUCAGGUUUAGAUUUUUGGCAGUCAGAGAUGUUCAUUCUAAUUCCAGGCUACAACUUGGUAGCAUUGACCUCUAUGCAAAAUCAGUGUAAAAUGUGGGUUAAAUUCUCAACUGAAUUGAUACAUCGUAGUUGUCUGUAUUAUUUUCACAAUGUCAAUAUGUGAAAUCAAGUUUCACUCUCUUCAUUGUAAAGUCAAGUUCAUUGCCUGAAUUUGUAAGUUAUAUACUAGUAUGUGAUAAUCGAUAAGUACUUUUAAA
Molecule: messenger RNA, 2345 nt
Organism: Arachis duranensis
Lineage: Eukaryota; Viridiplantae; Streptophyta; Magnoliopsida; Fabales; Fabaceae
Product: peptide-N(4)-(N-acetyl-beta-glucosaminyl)asparagine amidase
Exons: 17
Coding region: 16-2178 (720 amino acids)
Biological process (GO): glycoprotein catabolic process; protein deglycosylation; protein quality control for misfolded or incompletely synthesized proteins
Cellular component (GO): cytosol; nucleus
Molecular function (GO): peptide-N4-(N-acetyl-beta-glucosaminyl)asparagine amidase activity
Source: RefSeq, a predicted model, not a curated record